GCCAAAUGAACGGAGCAGCAUUCCCCUCUCCCACUGCAGAGAUGGCGGAGAUUAACCGCAUCCACUAUGAGCUGGAGUACACGGAGGGCAUCAGCCAGCGCAUGAGGAUUCCAGAGAUGCUCAAAAUGGGCCCCUAUGGUCAUGACAACCCUGAGGCAGGCUCACAUGACCUGCACAACGUCAUGAUGCAGGUCCCAGAGAGGAUCGUAAUGUCAGGUAGCUACGUUGGUCCUCCAUAGGGUCUCUGUAGUGUUGAUACUCCUGGGCAAUGUUACUUUUGCUCAAAAUGUAUGAUUUUCUCCCAGACACUAGUUUCAUUUUCCAUUGCAAACUGUUUUAGGUUUCAAGUCUUACUAAACAUAACCCUGUAUUGGCCCUUAUAUGACACCCCUCCUGACUGCUCUUCUCAGGAGACAGUGAGGACUCCCAGUUCCCCAGGCCCAGAGACCUGGACCUGAUCCAGUCCACCCCGCUAGAGAGCCUGUCUUUGAAGACCCCACCUCGGGUCCUCACCCUCAACGAGCGGCCACUGGACUUCAUGGAAAUGGAGCACAGUGCAGCCCCAGUCCAGCCCAGUGAGGAGGUAAGGUAGUGGAGGCUGGAGAGUCUAGAGAUGGACAGAGAUAGUACUGUUGGGGUGAUGUGAUGGACCAGGCAUGUGUGAACAAGCGGUAUCAAACCCUGGUCACCCAAGCAACUCAAGACUGUGCUAGCCCUCUGAGCUAAAGCCUAGACAUACGUUAUUUGAGCUUACACAAAUGUUCAGACAUCUGGCAAUGCCAUUUGUCUUGUGAGCAUAGUUCACAGAACCACCUCUACACUGAAAAUGUGGAGUUUGAAUGUGAAGUCAGUCAGUAUUUUACAGGAAGAGGAUAUCAGUAUUUAACUGUUCACCCCUUCUCAUAGGUGCGUUCGCAAGGGCGGUUGCGGCGGGAACGUUCAGCCAGCGAGAACACCACUGUCCGUCACAAUGGCCAGAUUGUCAGAAAUGAUUCAACGUAAGUAGCCUAUCAACUGUGGUCCACACCCCAGUAGUGCCAUGCACAAACCACCACCACCACACCCCUCUCCUCUUCUGCAAGCCUGUCCUUCUUUCCUCCUUCCAUCUGACCAGUGGUUUUCCCUGUCUGACGGCCUGUUUGUCCAUCUCUCACUCUGUUUGUUUGUUGUGAUAAAGACUUGGCUGUAGGUGGGUGUCUGUAUCUCACCGGUGUUGUUGCCCACUCUGUAGUCUGUUUGGUUGGUAGUUGUAUUUGGGUCUGCACCCUGGGCUGUUGCAAUGCUGUGUCAGUGUGAGAGUAGUGCAGCUCCCUCCUGUCCUGAGCAUGGUACUAAAACUCUCUUAAUUCUCUUCACUAUUAAAAUAUUAAUAUACUAUACUGUACCAGGGAGGGGCACCUUACAGUAAACAUGGCAUAGAGCUAUUUAAUUUGUUCAAAGCUUAUUUCACUAUAUAAAGUCCUUGGGGAUGCUCUUUUGUUUAGGGCAUCUUUGUGAGGGAUGAUUCAUUGGGACCUUAAUUAGGACCUUUCCAUGCUUUUGUUUCCGCAUCUCCCUUCCUGGUGGAGGGUUAGGUAUAGUUCAGUGGCGCACUAGUAUGAUUUGUUUGACAUCACCCCAUCAGUACUAUCUCUGUCACUAUUUGGUGGCUGUUAUCUCGGCGCAGUGAGUAAAGUGCGGAUGGUCUUUCUCCCCUCCCUCUUCUUCACUCUCUCUCUCUCCCUCUCUGCUCUGUUUUCUCUGGCUUGGCCACUCAUGUUGGUGGGGGCAGUGUGACCCCAGCCCCUCUCCGUGCCUGCCCCCCUCUCGCCAUGGCCGAGGACGAACAGAACCAGCACAGCGCUAGCGGCGUUCUCUCUUUCAUCCAGUCCACCACGCGCCGGGCCUACCAGCAGGUCUUGGAGGUUCUGGACGAGAACCACCGCAGGUGACCCCAUGACCCCUCCUCUUAAGGUCAUCUAUAGGCUGACCUCUCCCACUCUGCUCAUCAUGCAGAGAUUAACUCCUCAAUACAAUUGUAUUAAUUCUCUUUGAGGCAAUGAAGUCCCUGCUGUUGUCUCUUUCGCAUGGACAGGUUCAUCAAAUAAAAUCGCGGCUGUUUGGACAAUUAAACAAAUGUAUCUUUGUAUAAGUUGGAUAUUUGCUCAAUGAACUAAAUAAUUUUGAUCAUAUUUUGAUCAUUUCUUUUGGGGCAAUGUGUAGGGAAUACCUGGUAAUUUAUAACAUUCAGUAACACAAUAUGUCACAAUGUAUAUUUAUUUAUCAUUGCAAAUCAAGAUUGACUUUGCCUGAUGUGCUGUUAUUGAGCUGUGGCCUCGCUCAGUGCUUGACUGAAUUGGUUGAGAGGAGAGUAGUGUGUAGAGCUAAGUCAUAUUUUCAUUGAAAUCAGUCAUUGAGUUUUAAAUUAGUGCUGCUCUUGGUCUAUCCAUGUGCUGUAAGGCCGUUAUCAAGUGUUGUCAACAGCCAACUUAUAUAGUGAUGUGUAUUGUCUACUCUGAGGAGAAGUUAGUGAUUUGGAGAUUCAUAUAUUGGUAGUCUUACAGAGGUCUGUUUUACACUGCAUGAUCGAAGUCAUGAGACAUUGGAACUAUGAAGUUCAAGAGUGAAUGUGAGAGACUUUGGGAUUGUAUGUGUGAGACACUGUACAUUGGUGUGCUGCUCUACCUCUCUCUUGCUUCCUCUCUCCCUUCCCUGUUUCUGCCCUCUUCAGCAAGCCAUCACUGCGAGGGGGGUCUGCCUCGACCUCUAACCCCCUGCAUGAAUCCAGGUAACUCCACCUGGCACGUAGACUUCACUCCUCUCUUUCUCUCUUCCUUUUUCCUCCUCUCCCUUUCCUUUCAUCAUACAGGCCCAUCAUACUCAACUCUGGACCCAUAAGCCAGUUCCACACAAUUUUUUUUCAUUGUUCCUUCUAAUCAGGGACUGAUUUAGACCUGGGACACCAGGUGUGUACAAAUAAUUAUCAGGUAGAACAGAAAACCAGCAGGCUCCGGACCUCCUAGGGUAUGAGUUGAAUAACCCUGAUAUAGGCUAUAUUUAUUGUUAGAAGAGGAUGAGCGUCGUCACUGUCAGUGUUUCAAGUUUCCAAUAUUAGUUGAAAAGAUAGUUGGGCAAUGAGUAAUGCCAGUCUAUUGAACAAUUGUCAAUGUAUUGUGAAUAUAUUUAUAAUAGAAAUACAUUGUAAACAGUUCAAUCAUUGAUCAUUAAGCUGAGAACUUCAUUGUCAUAUUAUGAUCAACGAUCGGAAAUAUCAUCAUGCCUGAUCCAUGAUAGAAAUGUUUAACCAGGAUGUGUUUGGUCUAUUUCUCUUCACCCAAGGCUUAACCUGGCCACUCUAGACACUACUCUGGAUGUCUCCAUGGCUCCUGAUGACAUGGCUGUCGUAGAUGCAGCAACACUUCGACGUCAGGUCUGCUCCUAAUACAUUUUGACUGUACUGUACUUCUAUGGAAGGUAUCUCAUUUAGCUGUUUUGUUUUGGCUAUAUUGGUUGGUGGUGUUGUGAUUUUCAUUGGUGUGCCUGUAGAUCAUCAAGCUGAACCGGAGACUCCAGCUCAUAGAAGAGGAGAACAAGGAGAGGUCCAAACGUGAGAUGAUCAUGUACUCCGUCACCGUAGCCUUCUGGCUUAUCAACAGCUGGGUUUGGUUCCGCCGCUAGAAUCCUUUCCUCAGAACCACUGCCAGAGAGUGGAGAACAAAGCCUCUCCCCUCCCCUUCUAUGUGUCAAAUGUUAGCAAAAUGUACUCUCUGCACUUAGUCCCAGCGCUGGACGGCCUUGCUAUUGGGCAAUGGGAUGUUUGUUUUCAUCAAAUUUCAUGUAAUUGUUAUUCUUUAGAAUGCUAUAUUAUUGUAUUUUUUUGCUUAAGAAGCUAAGAAUGACUCGGCUGUAAAUAUUUCUUAAUGUUACUCAAAGUUGUAAUCAUUGCUCCCAAGGUAUUUCCAACAGAUAAGAGGUCUAAAGAAAAGGAAAAAAUAAGCCACGGUGGAGACUCAUCGAAAUGGGCUAAAUAUGUUAAAUAUGUAUUGGGGACUGGAGUGAUGUGAAAAGAUUUUUAAAAAUAAUAAUAAUUGUGAAGUACUGCUGUUAUAUUGUAAGAUAAUACAUUAUGUAACAUUUGCUCAUGGGUUUAAUUGAUGUAUAAUACUGCAAGGAAAUAUACAGUCACACUAUUGCUAUGACACCAUUUUAUUAAUUAUGUAUGGCCCCUAUCCACCAAGCCAUAGGCAUUCUUUUUUUUUCUCCUCUCAUAUUUAUCUUCAGUUCCUACUUUUUUUUUUACGAAGAACUUGCUGGCACAAUGUUUCCAAAUUGGUUGUAGUUUUCAGUUGUAAUGUACCAGCAGAUUCAUACAAUUUUAUUGGAAUAAAUGAAAAAAUAGCUAAUUCUGAUGUUUGAGUUUAGUUAUAUUAGUUGUUACCGG
Coregonus sp. 'balchen' is the source of this 4420-nucleotide messenger RNA. NCBI's taxonomy places the organism in Eukaryota, Metazoa, Chordata, Actinopteri, Salmoniformes, Salmonidae. The record is from the annotation of a GenBank genome assembly.